This is a messenger RNA of Manihot esculenta (cassava), 822 nucleotides long. RefSeq lists its product as uncharacterized. The transcript has a single exon. Lineage: Eukaryota; Viridiplantae; Streptophyta; Magnoliopsida; Malpighiales; Euphorbiaceae. The record is from RefSeq and is a predicted model, not a curated record. The coding region runs from base 94 to 693 and encodes 199 amino acids.
GACGCAUGAUCGGCUCAUCAAUAUAAUCUUCUCGCUCGCCAUAAAAUCUAUAUCACUAGAAGCGAGAUUGUUGAAGAAGAAGGUGUGAUACAGAUGGGGAAUUGCGUGUUCAAAAGAUUUGGGGUUGAGAUUGAAGAAAUGGUAAAAGUGGUCACUACAAACGGAGGAAUCAUGGAGCUCUACGCACCCAUCACCGCACAAUGCAUAACAAACGAGUUCCCAGGCCAUGCCAUCUACCGAAACAGUGACCACUCAUCUCCACCUCUCCUCCACGAUGAAGAGCUCCACGGAGGCCAUUUCUACUACCUCCUCCCUGUCAACGCCGACAAAAAUACGUCCACCUCCACUACUGCAAAUACAAAUUCUAUAAUUAACAGCGGGACAAGUUGUACUUCGUCGUCGAAAGUCACACCCUAUCGCAUGUCGUUUGAUAAUCAGAGGGUAUUGAAACGAUUAAAGGACGCUGAGGUGUUUCCGACCGGGGUUUGGAAGGUGAAGCUGGUGAUAUGCCCAGAGCAGCUGGCGGAGAUACUAGCGCAAGAGGCGCGAACGGAGGAGUUGAUAGAGAGCGUGAGGACGGUGGCUAAGUGUGGCAAUGGGGUCCCCUCUUCGUUGGCUAGCUCAGACCAAUGGAGCGUGUCCAGUAGCUGGAAAGGAUCUGCUGAGAAAUAUGGGGAGGAUUAUACUCACUAAUACUUAGUAUUUUGUACCUCAAUUAAAUUAAUUAAUUAAUUAAUUUUGUUUAUUUAUUUUUAAAUAUUAGCUUUCAACAGCCUUGGUAAUUAGAAUGCAUGGCAAAUAUAUUUAAUAGUUUUCUCUAAA